AUGUCUAUCAAGUCUAGCGUAUACCCGAAGGCGCUGGUUGUCGCGCUGCUUGUAUCUUUAACUACGAGCGUGAUCAGCGCAGAAACAACACCUAAGGGCGUCGUGCGCAGCUCGGGCGCUUUACCUACGCUGAAUGCGGCUUAUACCCCGGUUUCGAUCGAGCAGUACUCAAGGUCAAGUGGAGCCAUAACAACAAAUGACGACACCAAGAUUUUUGGAGAGAGGAAAACCCCUUCAGGAACUGCUACUAUUCUAGAGCGACGUCUGCAAGGUAUCGGCGCAGAACUUCAAGAGGAGUUGUCGCGUUUGAAGCAAGACUUGUUGAAACCUGACUCGGUGAUAGCCAAUCUACUUGAUAGCUUUUUCUAUACCAAGUGGAAAGCCGUCAUUAGGGGAAAGCAUCCGGAAUCUUCAGAAGCAUUACAGUCCUUGUACUUGACCUUGUCACAUCAUUUCGGUGAUGAUGCUGCACUGGCCGAAGCUUUCGUUGCAGUCCAGUGGUGGAUAAAAGAAAAGAAAACCACAGACGAAGCUUUCACGCUUUUGAAGCUCGACCAAACAAAUGGCAACCCAUUUGCAAGUCCAAUCUUUUCGCAGUGGAAAGCUUUCAUCACUUCCAAAAAUUUAGAGAACCCGGAACCUGAAGAAGCGGCAACUCGCGAAAUGUUCGACUGCUUGUCAAGUCAUUACAAGGACGACGUUGUUCUGAUAAAGAUUCUUGAUGCAGAAUAUAAACUCGACAGUGCAUUGAGUGAUACUGCCAAGGAUCUGCUUGAUUUUCAGAUCCAGAAGUGGAAAAACGAUGGCAAAACGGAGGAAGAUGUUUUUACGCUAUUGAUGCUCGACCAAACAGAUGUUAAGCAACUACUUGCAAGCUCAGCCUUCGAUCAAUGGCUUAAAUUUGUCACAGAUAGCAGCCCAGAAGUCGAAAACAGAAAAAAAGCAGAAUAUGUAUCAAACGCUUUGAUGUGUCAUUUCGAUGACGAAGCUGCUGUGACCGAGGCUCUAGUGGCAGGGACAAAAAUCGACUCUACGCGUUCUCUUACUUCCAGUCUGCUAAAAAAACAAAUCGAAGAGUGGCGUAACAAAGGAAAAAAGCCGGAAGAUGUUUUCACGCUAUUGAAGCUCGACAGAAGAGCUGAUAACAACCCAUUUUUAAGUCCAGCCUUUUCCAUAUGGUUCGACUUCAUCAGUUUGAACAACCCAGAACCCAUGGAAGCGGCAAUUGGCGUGAUGAUUAAGACUAUGUCAAGCCAUUACAAGGACGAUGUCCUUGUCAAGGUUCUCGUUGUGCAGGAUUGGAAAGCAAUUCUAUUAUCGCUGACCAUCUGCUAG
Messenger RNA from Peronospora farinosa, 1335 nucleotides. NCBI's taxonomy places the organism in Eukaryota, Oomycota, Peronosporomycetes, Peronosporales, Peronosporaceae. The record is from the annotation of a GenBank genome assembly.